AUGGCGGCGAGCGCCAUGGCUGACAAGCCCGGCGGCGGGGCGGGCUUUCUCCGGCCGUCACGGGUUUGCUACCUCGCCGUGAUUUCGACGGCGUUCUGGUCGAUGGUAUUCUACGCGCACCACUCCGCCAUGCAAGGUGGCACGCCCAUGGCGGCGGUGUUGGUGAGGCCGUCGGCGUUCUCCCGCCCGCUGCUGACGUCGUUCCGGAUCAUCGCCGGCGGGCAGGACCGGUGCGCCGGGCGGCGGGUGUACAUGUACGAGAUGCCGGCGCGGUUCAACGCCGAGCUCGUCCGCGACUGCGGGAUGUACUCGACGUCGAUGGACGUGUGCAAGCUGGUGGUGAACGGCGGGUUCGGCCCGGCGCUCCCCGGCGGCGGCGCGCUGCCGGAGCGGGACGUGUACGACACCGACCAGUACAUGCUGGAGCUGAUCUACCACGCGCGGAUGCGGCGGUACGAGUGCCUGGCCGGCGACGCGUCCGCCGCCGACGCGGUGUUCGUCCCGUUCUACGCCGGGUUCGACGCGGCGAUGAACCUGAUGAAGCGCGACCUCGCGGCGCGGGACGCGCUGCCGCGCCAGCUCGUCGAGUGGCUCGCGCGGCGGCCGGAGUGGCGCGCCAUGGGCGGGCGCGACCACUUCAUGGUGGCGGCGCGCCCCGUCUGGGACCACUACCGCGGCAGCGACGACGGCUGGGGCAACGCGCUCCUCACCUACCCGGCGAUCCGCAACACGACGGUGCUCACCGUCGAGGCCAACCCGUGGAAGGGCGUCGACUUCGGCGUGCCGUUCCCGUCCCACUUCCACCCCACCUCCGACGCCGACGUGCUCCAGUGGCAGGACUGCAUGCGCCGGCGCGACCGCCGGUGGCUCUGGGCGUUCGCCGGCGCGCCGCGCCCGGGCAGCUCCAUGACCGUGCGCGCCCAGAUCAUCGAGCAGUGCACCGCGUCGCCCUCCUGCACCCACUUCGGCAGCUCGCCGGGGCACUACAACUCGCCGGGGCGGAUCAUGGAGCUCCUCGAGUCCGCCACCUUCUGCAUCCAGCCGCGCGGCGACUCCUACACCCGCAAGUCGACAUUCGACUCCAUGCUCGCCGGCUGCAUCCCGGUGUUCCUCCACCCGGCGUCGGCGUACACCCAGUACACCUGGCACCUCCCCCGAGACUACCGGACCUACUCGGUGUUCAUCCCGCACACCGACGUCGCCGGCCGGAACGCGAGCAUCGACGAGCGGCUCAGGAGCAUCCCGCCGGCGACGGUGGCGAGGAUGCGGGAGGAGGUGAUCCGGCUGAUCCCGAGGAUCACGUACAGGGACCCCGCGGCGACGCGGGUGACGUUCCGGGACGCGUUCGACGUCGCCGUCGACGCCGUGCUCGACCGCGUGGCUCGCCGCCGGCGCGCCGCCGCCGAGGGGAGGGAGUACGUGGACGUGUUCGACGGCCACGACAGCUGGAAGCAUAACCUGCUCGAGGACGGACAGACGCAGAUCGGGCCACACGAGUUCGAUCCAUAUCUGUAG
Molecule: messenger RNA, 1515 nt
Organism: Oryza brachyantha (malo sina)
Lineage: Eukaryota; Viridiplantae; Streptophyta; Magnoliopsida; Poales; Poaceae
Product: xyloglucan galactosyltransferase KATAMARI1 homolog
Exons: 1
Coding region: 1-1515 (504 amino acids)
Molecular function (GO): glycosyltransferase activity
Source: RefSeq, a predicted model, not a curated record